AAGUGUAAGUGGGUAAAAUGUCCGCUAGGUGACGCACUGCAAACAAACUCAAGAGGUAAACUGCGUCAUUUUGAGUCGAAGAAGCUUUACCACCACGACUUUGACGUCAGGAGACUGGUGCUAGCUUGACCUUCCUUCUGCUCCGUGACAAACAGAAAGAUGGCUGGACGCAUGUUUGCAAACUGGUGGGCCAAAAUGAGUCCUUACUACACCAAAGCCUAUCAAGAAAUGUGGGUCGGUGUUGGCAUCAUGACGUACCUCUACUACAAAAUCUCCUAUGGAGGCAAGUCAAGAUUUUGCCGUUGGGGCAAACUUGCAUUCCAAACUAAGUGUGGGAAAAUGUCUUGCUGGCUGUGCAAGUUACUUUCAUGUAUUGGGAGGAGUACAUACAUAGAAAUGCAAUUUUACAUGCAUACAUGAUGUAGAAAAUAACCCUAGAAAUGUAAUGAAAUCGACCUAAAGAAGCUUUGCAGUCAUCGAAGAGGCCUGGGGUGUCAAAACUCUGAUCCUCGAGGGCCACUUCGCUGCAUGUCUUCCAUCUCUUCCUGGUGCAACACACCUGAUUCAAAUGAGCAGGGUUGUGAUCACGUUCCUGCAGAGCUGAUUAUCAUGCCCUUGCAGACCGGAGUGUGACACCCCUGAAAUAUACAAUUUUUAAUCAGAAGUAUGUCAUUGUGCUGUUGCAUCUUACGAGUGUGAAUUAGUGACAAACUUUUCAU
Molecule: messenger RNA, 719 nt
Organism: Hippocampus zosterae (dwarf seahorse)
Lineage: Eukaryota; Metazoa; Chordata; Actinopteri; Syngnathiformes; Syngnathidae
Gene: atp5mj
Product: ATP synthase membrane subunit j
Exons: 2
Coding region: 160-420 (86 amino acids)
Cellular component (GO): mitochondrion
Source: RefSeq, a predicted model, not a curated record